Triplophysa dalaica is the source of this 1207-nucleotide messenger RNA. RefSeq names its product cysteine-rich PDZ-binding protein (gene cript). Gene Ontology annotation, biological process: cytoplasmic microtubule organization. Gene Ontology annotation, molecular function: PDZ domain binding; microtubule binding. Lineage: Eukaryota; Metazoa; Chordata; Actinopteri; Cypriniformes; Nemacheilidae. The record is from RefSeq and is a predicted model, not a curated record. The transcript has 5 exons. Bases 114 to 419 code for a protein of 101 amino acids. Gene Ontology annotation, cellular component: dendrite.
UUUAUUUUGAAUAUUUACGUCACCACGAAUAGGACGUUGACGUUUCGAGAUUCCUUUUUAACAACACAUAGGAGGACUGAAAUUGGUAGUCGCAAUUUUACGAGACGUUGAAGAUGGUUUGUGAAAAAUGUGAGAAGAAACUGGGGCGGGUCAUCACUCCUGAUACCUGGAAAGAUGGUGCUAGAAACACAACAGAAAGUGGGGGUCGAAAACUCAAUGAAAACAAGAUGUUAACAUCAAAAAAGGCCAGGUUUGAUCCUUAUGGCAAGACUGGAUUUGCCAUCUGCAGAAUAUGCAAAAGUUCUGUCCAUCAGUCUGGUUCACACUACUGCCAGGGAUGUGCCUACAAAAAAGGAAUUUGUGCCAUGUGUGGAAAAAAGGUUAUUGACACCAAGAACUACAAACAGACCUCAGUUUGAUUUUGGUUUCUGGGGGUAUACAGGAUUUCAUUGAGAGAGGGGUGUUUGUGGAUGAUUGUGUUUGUUUUUAAUACGGUCCUCCACUGUGUGUGAAGGACAAUAUGAUCAUUUAAGAUCACUAAAAAGUUCAGCAUUUUGUUGUAGUGUUUUGUGGCAAAGGGAUGCAAUGGUUUAUAACUAUAUGUGAAAAAAUACUUCACUUUUGUCCUCUCUCACGUAAUAACUUUAGAGCAAUAUAUUGGCUGGAACUGUUUGAACAAAGUAAAUGCCUUCUAGGUUAAACCGUGGUUAUCUCAUUCAAUUCCAACAAUUCAUUAUUAUUUUCUUAAGGAAGAUCGUUCAUCAGUUCUUUAUAUUACAAAACAUCCUGAAUGUGCUUUGGAAAUUCAGAUCAACCAAUCACGUUCGCAGUUUACAUCAUGUUAAUUAGAUUUUCUUUUCAACAAUAUAAGCCUGGCCAACAGUCAACUGGUUGUUCUUCAUCAACACUGUUACAGAAAAAUGUAUAUCUUGCUGUUUCCUUUAAAAUGGCAUUGUGAAAUUAUAUUGUCCCAUUCCUUUUUUAGAUGUCCCUGAACCCCCUGAUUGUAUGAUAAUAUCUGUAGAUUCUUGUUAAUGCUUUUACAGUAGGCCUAUGUCUAAUUAAUUGCCAAAUAUAGCAAUAUCUAGACACUGUACAUUAUUGCCUUCCUUUCUAUUAAAAAUGUCAGGGACAUCUUUUAGGGGACAGUUUUUAUGUCUGUAAAUAUUUAUUUUCUCGCAAAAUAAAAACAACAUAGAAAACAACA